UGGCUGCAGCUCUGUCGAGUGUCAGAAGAAGUGAAAGUAGGCUGCAACCAGCAAGCGUCCUUUCCCAAGAAGCACACGACAGCUGCUUCUUUCACUGCUGUCAUUCAGCGCCAUAAACAAGAAUCAUUCAGGAGGUCAGCUGGUGUUUCUUCGGACAACAUGAAGUCCACGUGGCUGCCGUCGUCUUUGCUGCUGCUGCUGCUUUUGGAGGUGAGCUGUGCGUCUCCUCAGGAAAGCAACAAGCCCAAUUUCGUCCUGAUGAUGGUGGAUGACCUGGGAAUUGGAGACCUGGGCUGUUACGGCAAUAAAACGCUGAGGACCCCCAAUAUUGACCAGUUGGCACGAGAAGGGGUGCAGCUGACCCACCACAUCGCUGCAUCGAGCCUCUGCACGCCCAGCAGGGCUGCAUUUCUCACCGGACGAUACCCGAUAAGAUCAGGCAUAGCUGGUCACCACGACCCUGGCGUCUUUAUCUUUAAUGCUGCAUCUGGAGGUCUUCCCAGCCAAGAGGUCACCUUUGCUAAGAUCGUUAAACAGCAAGGUUAUGAGACUGCUCUUAUAGGAAAGUGGCACUUAGGACUUAACUGCAAGAGCAGCGAUGAUCACUGCCACCACCCCAGCUCCCACGGCUUUAAUCAUUUCUACGGUAUCCCUUUGACCAACCUGCGGGACUGCCAGCCUGGACACGGCACAGUUUUCCAGUUCCAUAAAUAUUUGCCAUUUAGGACACUGGGCAUCAUCUUGGUCACUGCAGUUUUACUCCACUACAGUGGAUUCAUCACCAUCACCAGACGGCUGAUUCUGAGCCUGCUGUCUGUGCUGGCCGUGGUCGCAGGUCUGGCAGCAGGAAUUGUCCUGAUUGUCCCAUACUUCAACUGUGUUCUCCUUAGGGACCACAGUAUUGUGGAGCAGCCGUUCACGGCUGAGAACCUGACACAGAGGAUGACUCAUGAGGCAGUGGACUUCAUAGAGAGGAAUUCAGACAGGCCUUUCCUGCUGUUUUUCUCUUUCAUCCAAGUACACACAGCGAUGUUUGCUUCAGCAGCUUUCAGAGGAACGAGCCCUCAUGGCAUCUACGGGGACGCUGUCCAUGAGGUGGACUGGAGUGUAGGUCAGAUCAUGGAGACCCUGGACAGACUCAACCUGAGACAAAACACUCUUGUUUACCUGACUUCAGACCAAGGAGCUCAUCUGGAGGAAGUAUCUUCCAGCGGGGAGGUCCACGGAGGAUGGAAUGGUAUAUAUAAAGCAGGGAAGUCCACAAAUUGGGAGGGAGGGAUCCGGGUCCCGGGAAUUCUGCGUUGGCCAGGGAAGAUCCCCAGCGGCAGACGGAUAGACGAGCCCACCAGCAACAUGGACUUGUUUCCUACAGUGGUGCAGCUGAGCGGAGCUUCGGUCCCAGAGGACAGGGAGAUAGAUGGCCAUGACCUCAUGGAUUUGCUGCAGAGGAAAGUUGAAAGGUCGAAUCAUGAGUUUCUGUUCCACUACUGUAACGCCUUCUUGAACGCUGUUAGAUGGCAUCCUCAAAACAGUAGCUCUGUGUGGAAAGCCUUUUACUUCACUCAGAACUUCUACCCAGAGGACAAGAUGGCCUGUUUCCACACGCAAGUCUGCUUCUGCACACCAAAUUACGUGACCUACCACGAUCCUCCACUGCUCUUCGAUCUCUCGAGGGACCCAUCAGAGACCACACCGCUGACUCCAGACAACGAGCCGGCCUUUCACUCCAUCCUGGCUGUGAUGAAGGAGGCCGUGGAGACGCAUCAGAGGUCGGUGAAGCCUGUGGAGAGCCAGUUAACUGCGGGGAAGCUGAUAUGGAGGCCCUGGCUGCAGCCCUGCUGCUCCACACUCACACAGCUCUGUCAGUGCCAGCAGGAUCAAUAGGCUGCUGUCGGGCUACAGAACAAGAUAAUUAUACUUAAUAGUGACACUAAACUAAUCUCAUGUGUGACCUCAGGACUACUUGCAUGAUUCCCUGAGACUUCCACACAGCAACCUCAACAUGAAUCUCAGAAAUCAGAACAUUAUUCCACCUGUCAUUUACUAGCCGACUGGAUAUUUGGAGUAACAAAGCAAAUUCAGGGUAAUAAAAGACAUAUUUUUCAUUUUAUUGUGAACAGUUGCUUUCACUACAUAAUUGAUCACCCUUUUGUGACAUUCAUUUACCCUGUACUGUAAUGUUUCCUGUGAGGAAAAAAGUGUUUGCUCCUCAUUUUGGGGGCUUUGCUGUAGCAACACAGGAAACAAAUUAAUCCAAAUUUAUCAUUCUGUGAACAACAGUUACAUUAAUUGCAGACGUUUUGCAUGCAUCAUUAAUUUAAAGUUACCUGGAGGCAAACUUGCCCCGCCAUAAGUCACAGAAGGCCGAUCUCAUUUCUCUACUUUGAGACUCUUCCGUCCUCCUGCCUGUGACCCGGGAAUCGAUCUCAGGGUGCCAUCUUGAAGGAUGUCUCAAUUCCUAAAAUGCGUCUCGAGGACAGAGCAGGCUUUCCGGUGGAGCCAUGCAUCCUCAAUGUAUCUUUUGCGGGAGUCUCUCUGGCGUAUAAAAGAGACGUGACGCAGCUGGAAUACACAAACCACGCCGGAAGCGAAACCGACAAAUAUGGACUGUUUACAGUGUGUAACAUAAAUCAUUGUCACAUUAUGAAUUGAAUUACGAGUAAACAUAUACUGUAAAUUGGGUUGAACACUUCUGCUCAUCUGAUAGAGAUCAGAAAAUACAGUAACAAAUGAUGCAGCUGUGGAACACGUCAUGUUGAAUUGAUGUCACUUUCAAGUCGAGGAAAGGAAUCGAGGAUGUUCAAACUGUCUGAGUCUGAUGGUUUACAGAAUAUGGUGUAACCCCACCUGUGGGCUGAGCUCUUGUCCUUCUUAAGAUAUCAGAAAUGCAAAGAAGAGGGUAAUAAACGGAGCAAAAAUGAAAGGUUAAAAAGGGAUUCACAGAGCUUAAUAUAUUAUUUCAACAAAGAGUCAGAUCCAAAAUGGAACCAGAAACCAUCCCAAUAAGGCAGAAACUAGACUCCAUCACUGCUGUGGCGGGAGAAACUGGGGCUUUCAUUCUUUUCAGGCUUCCCAAAGAGCACAUGUUAAAGUCUUUACAAUCUGAGUGUUUCUCCAACAGUAAAAAGAAAAGAUUGAUGUCGAUCUCAUGUGUAUGUUAUUUUACUCUUGUAGUGGCUGUGGAGCAAAGAUGCACAUGAACAAAGUGAUGUAUGGUCCUGCUGACUGUUUCACAUGAAAUAUAGCUUGCAAGCUAGCAAACGUGGACGCAAACAAUCCGGCGUUUGAACGUCAGCUUUGCCGACGAUUCACGAACAAGAAAACGUCUUGUUCCUGUGUUUUUGAUGAAAACACACCUGCAGUACCAACACUUUUAAAGCUCACGUGCUUUGUUUAAUUUUGACACAAAUGAAAAUGUAAAAAAACAAUUUAUAUGAUAUUCAGUGUUGAACAUGUGAUGCAAGUAAUGAAUAAACAGUCUGUGAACACUUAUCAUUUUAGAUGAAGAGUGUCCAGGCCCUGAAGGAUGUACUGUA
Messenger RNA from Stegastes partitus (bicolor damselfish), 3536 nucleotides. It is a transcript of the gene sts, whose product is annotated as steroid sulfatase (microsomal), isozyme S. NCBI's taxonomy places the organism in Eukaryota, Metazoa, Chordata, Actinopteri, Pomacentridae. The transcript is spliced from 10 exons. Gene Ontology annotation, molecular function: arylsulfatase activity. The coding region runs from base 160 to 1884 and encodes 574 amino acids. The record is from RefSeq and is a predicted model, not a curated record.